UGUGGAAUACUCACACUAGACUUCAAUUUAUCUUCUUUCUCUCAAAAAUAUUAUUUCCUUUCAAUGGCCAAAACUCCCAAAAUCAAAACUCCCAAAGUUAAGGAUGCCAAACUCGAUUUGCCUUGUAAGACAAGGAUUUCCCUUGGUGUGAUUGGCAUAUAUAUAGACUUAUGUAUGAAAAAAGACGGAACAGUGUGGCGUUGGCUCGCUAACAUAUUUCCGCCCAAGAACUUCCCAACACUAAAACCCAAGGAUGGUAUCGAGACAUAUGAUGUGGUCGUGGAUCCAAGUACUAACGUGUGGUUCCGUGUAUAUGCCCCGACAACAGACCUCAAAAUUGAAGAUCUCCCACUGAUUAUAUACUAUCAUGGUGGCGGAUACGCUCUCCUUAACAACGACACGAAGAUGUAUGAUGAUUUAUGCCAACAGUUGUGUACUAAACUGCCAUGCAUUGUUAUUUCUCCUGAAUAUGGUCUUGCCCCAGAGAACAAAUAUCCUCAACAAUUUGAUGAUGGAGUUGAUGUGCUGACCUUUCUAGAUAAUCCAGAGAACCUGAAAAGAAGUAAUCUGCCAAAUUUAAAUGUUUCUCGCUGCUUUAUUGCUGGAGAUAGUGCAGGUGGAAACCUAGCUCAUUUUGUUACUCUAAGAGCCGCCCAGAUGCAAACCAAGUUCAAACAAGUCAAGGUAUCUGGCUUGUUGGCGAUUCAACCAUUUUUUGGAGGAGAGGAGCGAACAAAUUCUGAAUCGGAACUUAGUGGAAAAGUACCUUUCUUGAACUUGAAAAGGACAGACUGGUUUUGGAAAGCGUUCUUGCCCGAAGGUGAAGGAUAUGAUCGCGAUCAUCCAAGUGUUAACGUAAGUGGCCCGAGGGCCAUUGACAUAUCCAAAGUGGAUUUUCCAAAAACCAUGGUGGUUGUGGCUGGAUUUGAUAUUCUAAAAGAUAGGCAGAUGAGUUACGCCCAAUAUCUGCAAAACGCUGGAACAGAAGUGCAAAUUGCAGAGUACCCAAACAUGUUUCAUGAUUUUAUUACUUUUCCAGAGUUACCCGAAGCAGACCAAUUUAUAUCUCAAGCAAAGGAAUUUGUUUACGGGCUCUUUAAUAAGGAUAGUAAGAAAUGAUAGCAGACACUUGAAUGAGGCUGGGUAGAUUCAUGACAAGUUGGAUUAGGACCCGAAGAUCUGUCCUUGGCCUAGCUUCAUUUCGACUUACAUAUGGGGAUUAGUGCAUUGAUGUGUACUAACCUUUAUUGGGUUUUCUUUUGUGUGUAUUGAAAUCUAAAACCUUUAUUAUGUGUAAUAAUGUGACAACCGUCACCGAUCCAUUGUAAGCUUUUUUUUGGUGAUUGUAUAAGGAUCAUGUACCUGUCGAAAUUAUUAUCUAAAUAAAGCGACUUUCGAUUUUUGUA
This is a messenger RNA of Erigeron canadensis, 1406 nucleotides long. Its product is annotated as probable carboxylesterase 18. Gene Ontology annotation, molecular function: hydrolase activity. The transcript has 3 exons. The coding region runs from base 64 to 1119 and encodes 351 amino acids. Lineage: Eukaryota; Viridiplantae; Streptophyta; Magnoliopsida; Asterales; Asteraceae. The record is from RefSeq and is a predicted model, not a curated record.